Messenger RNA from Camelina sativa (false flax), 1317 nucleotides. Its product is annotated as putative F-box/kelch-repeat protein At3g22870. Gene Ontology annotation, molecular function: protein binding. The record is from RefSeq and is a predicted model, not a curated record. NCBI's taxonomy places the organism in Eukaryota, Viridiplantae, Streptophyta, Magnoliopsida, Brassicales, Brassicaceae.
AUGACGAAGUUGACGAUCUCCCAUCUUCCAAGAGAUCUGUUAGAGAGGGAAAUUUUCUCAAAAAUUCCAUCGAAAUAUGUGGGAGCAGUGCGAUCAACCUGUAAAGAGUGGCAAACUUUAAUCAAAAGUUUUAUGACUAUGAGCUUCAAGAUCCGUAACGAAGCUAGGGAAGAAGGGGAGUCAGAGAUGAUCGUGUUGACAGAUAACAAUAUUUGUUUAAUCAGCUUUUUCUUGAAUGGAGGAGAUCCAUAUAUAGAGUUUAAAGGCAAACGUGUUUGCCUAGACAAGGAUUCAGAAAAUUCAGAACAAUUCAUGAUAUCUAAAGUGUUUCAUUGCGAGGGUUUAUUGUUAUGCAUCUUGAAACACGAUGCUACUAAGAUUAUGGUUUGGAAUCCGUAUUGUGGGCAAACAUGGUAUAUCCAACCUAGGUUUUCUUACCGCGCACAAGGACAGGACAGGUUCAGUUAUGCUCUCGGAUACUGCGAGAAUAAUAAUAGGAAUAAAUCUUUUAAAUUCUUGAGGUUUAUAGAUUAUGUUUAUGAGCAGUUUUUUUGGUAUGAAAUCUACGAUUUUGACUCUGGUUUAUGGACAACUCUUGAGAUCACCCCACACUGGCAGAUAAAUUUUGAUGACCUUGGCGUUUCUCUCAAGGGAAACACUUACUGGCUUGCUACAAGAAGGAAUUCAUUCUACCUUUUCGUUACUCACAUCAUCUGUUUUGAUUUUAAAACUGAGAAAUUUGGCCCACUUUUGCUUCUGCCGUUUCAUGAUAAGUAUCAAUUACCCACAGCUAGGAAUCUUAUGACGUCCCUAUCUUGUGUUAGAGAAGAGAAGCUUGCUGCUUUACUAUAUCAGAAUGGUCUUGUUGAGGUAUGGAUUACGACUAGGAUUGAGGCCGAAGAGGUGUCGUGGAGCAAGUUCUUGGCUGUGGAUGUGGGUAACUGCCGCCAUAUUGGUAUUUGUAAAGGGAGUUUCUUCAUUGACGAGGUGAACAAAGUCGCCAUGAUUUUUGAUAACGACUGGAAGCCCGACACGUUUUUCGUCAUUGGAGAGGCUGGACACAUUGCAGACGUUGAUCUCGGAAGACCAACUUGCGACCAAAGAUGUAUGCCAUUCGUGUGUCCUAACUAUGUUCCAAGUUUAGUGGAAAUCAAGCAACCUCCACGGUUCAAAAGGAAAAGACAAAGCAGUUUAGAAAACUGUCGAUAUAAUCGAAACAUGCUGAAACUUGUCUCUCUUGAAAAGCUUAUGAAAAAAAAGGAGAUAACGAGGUUAUCAAAACGGAGAUUACGAGCUUUUAUCAGAUACAUAGAUUGA